CGAGGCCUCGCCCCCGGGAGGCGGCCGCGCGGGGGCCCCCGUGUGCUGCGGGGUGUGCCCCGGGCGGCGGCGGGUCGGGGGCGGUGCCCGAGCCGGGCGGGCGGGAGAAGGCGGGAGAGCCGGCGGGGUGCGAGGGCCAGCGGCGACGGACGCGGCAGCAUGAGUCAGCAGCGGCCGGCGCGGAAACUGCCCAGCCUGCUCGUGGACCCGGCGCAGGAGACGGUGCGCCGCCGCUGCCGAGACCCCAUCAACGUCGAGGGGCUGCUGCCAUCAAAAAUAAGAAUUAAUUUAGAAGAUAAUGUGCAAUAUGUGUCCAUGAGAAAAGCUCUUAAAGUGAAGAGACCUCGUUUUGAUGUGUCGCUGGUCUAUUUAACUCGGAAAUUCAUGGAUCUCGUCAGAUCUGCCCCUGGGGGCAUUCUCGACCUAAACAAGGUGGCGACCAAGCUGGGGGUGCGAAAGCGAAGAGUGUAUGACAUCACCAACGUCUUGGACGGCAUAGAGCUGGUCGAAAAGAAAUCCAAGAAUCAUAUCCGAUGGAUAGGGUCCGACCUGAACAGUUUUGGAGCAGUGCCCCAGCAAAAGAAGCUACAGGAAGAGCUUUCUGACUUGUCGGCGAUGGAGGACGCUCUGGAUGACUUGAUUAAAGACUGUGCUCAGCAGCUGUUUGAGCUAACGGAUGACAAAGAAAACGAAAGAUUAGCGUAUGUGACAUAUCAAGAUAUCCACAGUAUUCAGGCUUUUCAUGAGCAGAUUGUUAUUGCAGUGAAAGCGCCAGCAGAAACCAGAUUGGAUGUUCCAGCUCCCAGAGAGGACUCUAUUACAGUGCAUAUAAGGAGCACCAAGGGACCUAUUGAUGUUUAUUUAUGUGAAGUGGAGCAGGAUCACUCAAAUAAUAAAACAUCUGAAGGUGUGAAGGCCUCCUCUUCUGAAAGCAGACACCCAGAGCAGCCUGAUAAAGAGGAAAAUCCUUCACAGCCAGGUGAGGAGUUGCUUGAAGUGAGCACCUGAUCACAGUUCAGAGUUCCUGCCUUGGGUUUCCUUUGGAUGCCCCGAGUGGAUGAAUUAUGCGUCAGAUUUCAUUCUAGGAGCAAUAACUCAGCCGUGCCGUUUCUGCAUUCUCCGUCGCAGCGUUGGAGCCACUGGCAUCUUUGAGUGACCCGCUGCUUAGAUGACGUGGUAAUUAUGGUUCCCGCAUUUGGAAACAAACUCUCUCGUGCCUGUUCACUGCUUUCUGUCCGGGAGCCGGACCUUUAGCCUGCUGAAAUGACUGCAUCGCGGAGUAUCACUAAAGUAGACGGUUCUUCUUGGACUUGACCCUUUCCCUCGAAGAUCAUGUGUUAUUAUCACAAAAGAAAUUGCCUUAUACAGGCUCCUGCCUGCCGUCCGUGACUGUGGUGGUGGCUGAACACGUGCAGCUCGCUGUGAUGUCUUUGUAUAUAUCUGUAUAAUGUGUAGAUUGCUUAAGAGACAUCUAAAUGAAGCUUCACCAUUGUAUAGCCAAAAUAAUGUAUAUAAGGAGAGUAAGAAAUUCUCUAAUUUCUGUGGUAUCUAUAACUUAUUAGAAUCCUCUGCAGGAGGGUUAGAGGAGAAUUUUCCCCCCGAGACUUCUACAUGUAGAAGUACCCCAGAUGCGCGCUAUACUUUCAGCGUCCAUGGGCUAAAUCAGGAGGGUUCCCAGUGCUUAGAUUAGAUUCCAGGCUCUCUGCAGUUCUGUUUCCGAGCAGACUGGUGGCCUGCCUCAAGGGGGCAGAUACAGAGAUGUCGUCAGGUAACGACUUCAUUCACUGAAAGACGUGGAUUCAGUCACGGUGGAAAAUGGAAGCUAUUUUUACCUUUUUGCGAGCAGAUUUUGUAAUGAUGUUUCUGUAUGCAGCCUUUGCUUUUCGAAUGAGGUUUCUUUUACUUCCCCGGCCCUCUCUCCAGCUCUAGUCCCGCAUUGCCCUGGCUCUCUCUACCUCAUUGGGUAAGUCAUUUACCACUCUGUGCCUCGGUUUACUCAGUAGUUUACCAUUAGACUGUGAGCUCCUUGAGAGACUGUGUCUUAAUCAUUGUUAUACCCAGCGCCUUGCACCAUGCCUGGCACAUUGAAAAGUGCUCAAUAAAUGUUGAAA
Molecule: messenger RNA, 2111 nt
Organism: Sorex araneus (European shrew)
Lineage: Eukaryota; Metazoa; Chordata; Mammalia; Eulipotyphla; Soricidae
Product: transcription factor E2F6
Exons: 1
Coding region: 160-1008 (282 amino acids)
Biological process (GO): regulation of transcription by RNA polymerase II
Cellular component (GO): RNA polymerase II transcription regulator complex
Molecular function (GO): DNA-binding transcription factor activity, RNA polymerase II-specific; protein dimerization activity; RNA polymerase II cis-regulatory region sequence-specific DNA binding
Source: RefSeq, a predicted model, not a curated record